Molecule: messenger RNA, 2779 nt
Organism: Dermacentor andersoni
Lineage: Eukaryota; Metazoa; Arthropoda; Arachnida; Ixodida; Ixodidae
Biological process (GO): protein processing
Cellular component (GO): plasma membrane
Molecular function (GO): metalloendopeptidase activity
Source: RefSeq, a predicted model, not a curated record
AUGGGAGAGACGGAGCAGAGCGACAGCGAGCUUCCUCCACCGACGCGCAACUUGAUGAUGUCGAUCCGCGUGGAGGCCUUUGCGUGCAUCGAGCUGGUCACCAUCGUCGGGGUGGCCGCAUACGUGUUCCUCACACCCCCUCCCGAACGCGCGCCGCGCAACAUCACCUGCCUGAACCUGAGCUGCUUCAACCUGGGCGAGGAGCUGUACACGUCCAUGGACCUGCGUUCGAACCCCUGCGACGACUUCUACCAGUACACGUGUGGCCGCUGGGCCGAAUACCACCCCGAGUACGAGGACCAGUUCCGGUACCUGGAGGCUCGCGUGUACCGGACGGCCAACGAAAAGCUCCGCGAGCGCUUGGAGAAGCUCCCUCCUCCGGACAAGCCGCUCUCGGGCACCGACAAGGCGGCCCUCAGCUACCUGGCGUGCGUCGAGGUGCAGACUCGACACAUCGACGUGCCCUGGAAGAUCACUGAGCUCGUCUUCAUGCGGGCCACGGGCGAGGGCGGCAGCGCAUCCCUGCUCGAGCCGACCGCGGGCAAGCUGGCCAGCCGGAGCGCGGCCCUCCGCCUCCUGGUGUCGCUGGCGCUCGACCUUGACAUCGACGUCCUCUUCAAGAUAAUGCUGGCUCCCGACCCGCGCACCGACAGCCGUCGAAUCGUGAGCGUCUCGCACAGCGAGUCGCUUCUCAGGUGGAAGAGACACCGCGAGCAGCUCAUGACGCCCGUUGCGACGGCCACCUGCAUCCGCGAGUUCGUCAACGUCUUGUCCACGGAGCACGCGCUGCGCGCCCAGCUGGCCGCCGCGCUGGUCAAGAUGGACGUCGAGGUCACCGCCAAGAUGGCGGCCGGGGCGGCCACGUCUCUCGGCGCGGGCGUCUUCGUCACGUUCGCGCAGCUUCCCGCCUUGGAAGCGGCUAAGGUGGCGCCCCCUGCCACUACAGCGCCCUCUACCAGCGGCGACAAAGCGACCGGAGGCGGCGGCGCCGACAAGAACGGUGGUGACGCGGCCAAUCCCUGGUUGGCUGCCUUCAACGCUGCUCUCGGCGACAAGGGCAACGUGACGGACGACGAACCGUUGUUCGCGGCCGAUCCGAGGCUCUUCGCGUUGGUGCGCGAGGUGCUCGACCAGCACCCGACGAGCCACGUGCGCUACUACACCGCGUUCCACGUGGUGCGCCAGCUGGCGCCGUUCACCUCGUACCGGCUGGUGGAAGCCCUGUUCUCGCCCGAGAACAAGACGGCCGCCAUGCUGUACUACGCGGACGCGUGCGCAGCGGCGGCGAGCCGGCUCACUUCCUUCGCCCUGGCCAGUUACGUGUUUCAGGACCUGGUGCCGAAAGAGCGAGUACAGGCGGCGUACGACCACCUGGACGCGCUGAAGAACCGGACGGCCGCCGUGGCCAGUUCGUGGCUCGCGCAGCCAGACCAGCGCUGGGCUCUUCAGAGACUCGGCUCCCUCAAGAGCAUGGUCGCCUGGCCCUCGCGCUUCAACGACUCGCACGGUGCCGCCGUGGACCAGUUCCUGGCGCACCUGCCCGACUUCCGGGGCUACUACGUCCAGAUCUACGUGGACGCCGUCUCGGCCAUUAGGAACCGCGAGAAGGCUCAGCUCCUGGACCGGACCGCGGGCUCCAAGGAGAAGAUCGCCCGCGAAGAGGACGGUCCUUUCCCGGGGAUGCGUCCCAUGGUCCGCUACAGCGCCUGGUACGGCAGCGUCCUAGUCUCCCCCAGCGCCGUGCUCCAGCCGCUGUUCUUCAAUGGCAGCGACCCGCUGAGCAUGGGCGCCUUCGGGCACCUGGCGGCUCACGAACUAUGGCACGCCGCGUUGGGAGAGAUGCCCCUGGGGGUCGCGCCCCAGUCCGACCUGACCCUCGGCGACGAGCAACUCAAGAGGCACCAGUGCGUCGCCGACAUCUACACCAAGGCCGGGGCCGCGAAACGGGACGCCGCCAAGGGUUCCUCCGAGAACGUGGCCGACGUCGUCGGCCUCGAGGUCGCCUACGCCCUCUACCGCGAGGGCAACGGGUCCUCGUCUGGCUCGGCGAGCGGCGGCGAUGACGGCGCCAACGUGACCGACGUGACGGGCUUCACGGCACAGCGCCUCUUCUUCAUCGCGUCCUGCCUCAAGUGGUGUGCGGCGACGCCCGAUGCACUCUCGAAGACGUCGCUGGGCUACGCGACGCCUAGGCUCAGGUGCAACGUGCCGGUCGCCAUGUUGGACGGAGCGGCCGGGUUCGCCGAGACGUUCGGCUGCCAGGCCGAAAGCAAGAUGGUCAAGAUGGCGGCCGGUCCCAACUGCACGGCCGUCGAGGAAGUGCCACUGCAGCCGCCCCGGGCCUACAACUUUACCGGAUAGCGCCUCGAGAACGGGAGCUGGGGGCGUCGGGCUCAGUGACGGGCGCCUUGCCCGUUCCUAGAACUGUAUGUUUGGCUGGCGACGUCAGUGAACAAUUGCUUGCGCCAACCACUCUAACGGUGCCGUGAUAUACGAAGGCGACGUUUGCUGCGGUGGCGUGCUGUCAUCACGGACGUGUCCCACUGGGAUUUGCGAUUCGUUAUCGCAGAGUAGCAUGUAUACCUGAAAAGUUCUCCAUCGGCCGACACUGCAAGAAACUUGGUGCGACCUGGCGACGUGCGAGGUCGCGCCUAAAAGUGCGGCGCUAUGUAAGCGCAGGUUGUAGGACUGACGCGGGCGCCACCGCACGCCCUUUUCGCGAAUAUUUGGGAAUGGUUACGUUUGCUAGCGAGAAGAUUAAAGUUGGUUUUGUUUUGGA